AUGCUUCUAUAUCUCGAACUAAUCUUUAAAAUCAUCCAUACCGUAUGUUUCUUAAUUGGCUGCUUCUUUAAUUUAUUUCUCUGCUACGUGGCAAUAUUCCAUAGUCCGUUUAUUAUAAAAACCUAUUCUGUCAUUGUCCUAAAUGUGGCUCUUACAAAUCUCGGAGGUCUAGUUUGUGAUUUUUUGUUGCAACAGAGAAUGAUACCAUCUGGAUUCAACUUAUUCUAUAUCUCAUAUGGACCAUGUGUGAAAGCUGGACCGGAACUGUGUUUUGAUAUCUAUGGAAUAAUGCUCCAUUUUUAUUCGCAUUCUCUUUGGCUUCUCUUCCUUGCUUUCGCCUAUCGUUACUAUGUAAUGCACCGCAAUGAGCCAAGUAGAUGGAGCCUUCAAUUAACUAUUUUUCUGGUUUAUAUUCCAUCAUUCAUAAUGAUGACAGCCUUGCUUUUGGAUCAUGCUGAUCCUUCAAUAGUUCGAAAAAUGCUGAAAUCGCGACUCCCAGAAUAUAAAUUAUCUGGUCUAGUGAUCACUGGUUCGGUGGAUAGUACACAAUUUGCUGCGAUGUUCGCAAUCAUUCAUAUGACUGUGUUGAGUACUCCUAUAACCAUUGGGAUUUGGAUUUUAAGGAGAAUAAUAAUUCAAAAAUUGACAUAUAAAGGGGUAGAUUUGACUAGAAAAACGAAGAAUCUGCAUGCACAAUUGUUGAAGGCUCUCACUCUGCAAGCCACAAUUCCUGUUUUCUAUCUUCUCGGUGUCAUUUUCUACUUCAUUGGACAAUUUGGAAUGUGGUCCCAUCCCAUCAUCGAAUUCUCAAUUUUCACAUCUUUCCUAAUUGUUCCCAUUUUAACCCCAGUAUCAUCUUUAAUUUAUGUCAGCCCGUAUAAGCGAUUUGUGUUGAAAAAAGGUGAAUGGAAAAGAUUCGAAAUCUAA
Messenger RNA from Caenorhabditis briggsae, 927 nucleotides. The coding region runs from base 1 to 927 and encodes 308 amino acids. NCBI's taxonomy places the organism in Eukaryota, Metazoa, Nematoda, Chromadorea, Rhabditida, Rhabditidae. The transcript is spliced from 3 exons. The record is from RefSeq and is a predicted model, not a curated record.